GUGACAUGAAAUGAUGGCUGUAGAGGGCUGAGCGCUGCGCCUGACCAUAACGCUAGCCAUUCUGGCUAUUAAUGUCACCGCUACCAUGCUCAGUGCACGCAAAGUCCUAGGCAAGGUGCCACUCGGGACAACGUUGGGAUCAAAUGCCAUUUGGGGUCUCUGGUUCCACGUCUGGGGGAAGAGGGGGGCCCCACGAUUGCAGGGAGGCAGGACGGAGCGAGGAAGGAGCUACAGGAGGGGAGAGGGCCUGGGAAGGCUCACAGAGGGGCCCUGGAGGAUGAACGAGCAGCAGUACACCGACGGGCAGGAACAGGAGGAGGAGCAAAGCCCAAAGGCCUCGGAAUACGGGAGCCCUCGCUUCCAGAGGGGAUCCCAGCAUCCUGAGCCCGGGACGCCUGAGCGCUCGGCAGAGGCUGUGUCUGUCUGGUACCGGCGUGCGGGUUGCAUCUCAAAGAGGCUCGGAGUGCGGGCAGAGUGUGGAGGUCUCAUUCCAAAGGCCCUGGGCGCACACAACUCGUCUCCGCUGCAGCUCUCUGCCUGUUCUAGAAGGACUGUGAGGUCUGCAGCGCGCGUGGUCUCGGGCUGUCACGCUCAGCAAGGCUGCGGGUGCUGCCUCGGUGCCGCCACCGUGACCUUGGAUGAGCCGCUUCCAAAGGCAGCCGGGCUCCCAACGCCCGGCCUGAACUGCAGGAGGUACACCUACGUGUUAACCAACGAGGAAAUAAAGAGAAGUAAGACACAGGGUCCACACCCAGCCCCUUACAGUCUCCUGGCUGUGACCCGCACACAGAUUGAAUUUCUACAAGAGAGGUUGCCACCUUAAGAAUAAUUAUUUUAAGGAAAACACAAACAACAGCAUUAAAGAUUUUGUAUUUGAAACACCCACAACGCACCCCGCGUGAACAUAUUCACGACUCUAGGUUUUCGUGGCUGUGUGAUACUCCUUCCUGUUCAGGUCCAUAACUACUGGUUGAACGAAUGACUUGGGUAAAUGACAGGGGCUUCACCUGGGCACAGCACACCCCCACCCACAGCAUCCUCUGCGGCUGCCCUGUCACCGCCCAGGGAGGGGAUUGACCAUCCUUGCUUUGCAGAUGAGGAAACUCAAGAGGCCCUGUGACCUCUCCUUCCUUCUCCUGGCACCAGUCCCUCCUGCACUGUCUAGGGAGCAUGUUCGGGCAUUUUGGUGGUGGUGGUGGUGGUGGUGGUGAUGGAGGAGGCGGGGAAGGCCGACAGCUAGGGGCUCCUGCACCCACGAGCGCAGAGCAGGCCAAGGGCGGGGGUGACCACCGCCCGGCAACAGCUCCCAGCCUCCCCCUCCGGCCCACAAGACCUCGGCGAGGAAGAGGGGCACUCAGAGCCAACCAGUGCUCCCGACUACAGAAGGAGGGAAAGCUCGAAGCGUAAAUGACUUUUUAUUGGUGUGUUCUUGGCCAUAGCUGAGUCACACCUUUUAGCCUGAAAUGCAGGUAAAGAGAAGAUCCAGCAAUCAACAAGGCAAGAAGGGCUUCCCUGGUGGCGCAGUGGUUGAGAGUCCGCCUGCCGAUGCGGGAGACACGGGUUCGUGCCCCGGUCCGGGAAGAUCCCACGUGCCGCGGAGCGGCCGGGCCCGUGAGCCGUGGCCGCUGA
Physeter macrocephalus (sperm whale) is the source of this 1629-nucleotide messenger RNA. RefSeq lists its product as uncharacterized. The coding region runs from base 86 to 823 and encodes 245 amino acids. The transcript has 4 exons. The record is from RefSeq and is a predicted model, not a curated record. Lineage: Eukaryota; Metazoa; Chordata; Mammalia; Artiodactyla; Physeteridae.